UCAAAGACUAAAUCCCAUACACUUCAAUGGUCGCCUAUGUGACAAAUUAUAAAUCUUAUUUCUCGCAGAAUCUUAAGCAAUCUUUGUUGAUAUUUUCCUCAUUCAUUGGAAUAUUUUACCAACGUAAACAACAAGAACAAGAACACAAGUAAAGGACAAUGGUCGCUUAUCGAGCUUUGGCGCCUUGGGUCGUCACGGUCGUUGUGAUGUCAUCAUGUUGCAUUAUGACGUCAUACGCGUCAUCCACCACAGUAAGGAAGAGCGUCUACCUUCGCGAGGAUUCGAACUCAGGAACAAUAGUCGAGGAAAUAUCCGACGUACUUAACAUGAGGAUCUCAAGAAACCGAGGACAAAAUUUCCAACAAUUAAGUCAGAAGUUAAUUACGUCGAACCCGAAUCCGAGUCCCGAGGAAUUAGUUAGUUGGUUGUCGCUUGACCGAGUAACAGGGCGGGUAACGUUGGCUCGUCGGUUGGAUAGAGAGGAGUUAUGUGUUGAUUCCGUUGUAUGCUCCAUAAGAAUGCAGAUUUACGUCCACACGUCGUUCCGCAUGGUUUACCUUGAUGUCGUCAUAAUCGACGUAAAUGAGCACGUUCCAGAAUUCUCGUCCCGAUAUAUUUUGAUCAAUGUUAGCGAAGACGCGAGACCUGGUGACGUCAUAUCACUGGAUAAAUACCAAGCAGUGGACCGUGACGCAGGCAACAACUCUAUACUAACUUACACAUUGAGUCAAAGCAACGAGUUUCGUCUUGGUCAAUAUUUUGACGAGACAGGAUCCCAACAUCUUCAUAUUGAAGUAGUAAAGCAACUUGAUUACGAAAAGAAACAACUUUACCGCCUCACCCUUACAGCACGUGACCAUGGAGAGCCUUCAUUGACCAAUCAUGUGCCUCUACAGGUCAGAGUGACGGAUGUCAAUGAUAAUGAGCCAUUGUUCGACCGGAAGGAAUAUUCGAUUGUCGUAAGAGAAGACGCUGCACCUGGGUACGUAGUGUCACGUGUGCACGCAGUGGACCAUGACGAGGGUAGAUACGGCUUGGUUCGUUAUUUCAUCGCUGGUAGGAACCAGGGGAGAAUGAAUGGUUUGUUUGACAUCGACCAUGAGACAGGGGAAGUGACGUUGAAGAAACCACUGGACCGUGAAGCGUCAAACAAAUUGAUCUUGUUUAUCGAGGCACGUGACCAAGAUGGUUUGGCGCCAAAAGUUGGAAGGUGUCGAUUGGUUAUCCACGUGACUGACGUCAACGAUAAUCAACCAAUAGUGAGCGUGAGUUAUAUUGCUAACCACGUGGGCGAUACAGUUUACAUCUCUGAGUCUUCGCCUUUGAAAACAUUCUUCGCUUACGUCAGCGCUAAAGACAAUGACCUUGAAUCUAAUGGUGAAGUCGAAUUAAUGAUCGAAACAUUUAUCCCAACUACCCGUGAUGACGUGGGUGAUGACCUCAUCAAGUCACCUGACCCAUACAGUAGCUUUGUAUUGAACGACGAUGGUAUGUUGGGGGUCGGUAGAGCGUUGGACCGGGAAACACAACCACGAUAUGUCAUCCAAGUUACCGCGUGUGAUCUUGGUGUCAAUCCUCUGUGCACUAACCGAUACAUCGAAGUAAUAUUACUCGACGAAAACGACCACACUCCCCACUUUGAACACGAUAUAUAUAACAUUUCUAUGAUGGAGGACACGGUGGUGGGUACAAUGGUAACGACGAUCACAGCCACAGAUGGUGAUAAAAGUAAUCUGCCUGCUAUGCGGCUCAACCAUGAGAACCAGAUAGUAGCAUCCACCAAUGGUGACGUCAUAUACUCGGUAUCUGGAGGAGAUGGUUCGUUUUCCAUCGAUCCAAAGAGUGGGAAUAUCAUGUUGGUGAGGGCGUUGGAUCGGGAGCAAGUGUCGAAGUGGAAGAUUUUCGUGACUGCGCGCGAUCGCGGUGAGCCUAUGACGUCAUCGAGUCAUUGUACGUUGAUUGUGACGGUUGAUGACGUCAAUGACAACGCACCAGUAUUCAGCAACCCCCCUAACGACGAAACAACUAUCUACGCAACAAUACUACGUGAUGAUGUCAUAACACGUAUUCAGGCGGUUGAUUACGACGAACAAAGCGACUUGAAGUACCGAUUGUUGAGCGAGGAUGGGGUGAAACAGAAUAAAGAUAUCAAUUCUACUUUUGUUAUUAAUUCACAAACCGGUGACCUGAGAUUGAAUAUGAGUCACGAGGAUUUAAAGUCAACAUUGGGGUUGCAUACUGUUACUAUUGAGGCAAGAGACAGUGGCAUCCCGAUGUUACGAAGUCUUCGCCAACUUAACGUGAUGGUUACCGAACGUGCCCAACUGCCCAAACACGUCAUAAACCCCCCUAGUGACGUAGGCAUGGGCAGUUCAUCAUUAGUGAUCAUCAUUGCAGCGUUAUCGGCCGCCAUGUUGGUUCUUAUCGUGGUCGUUAUAGUGAUUGUGGUACGGUGUAAAAGAGAUACCAAGACUGUUCGAACAUACGUAGCCAAGGAUGUUAAACAUGAUGACGUCACAGGAGCUACGUAUCCUGACGUCACAGCAGCUACAUAUCAUGACGUCACUGACCGGAAGUUAAACUUGAUCGUAACCAGUGAUGCGGAACGAUCAACUUGGGGGAAGUCCCAUGCUAGGAGGCCAUCCACUAACUACGACACUGUUAGUGACGUCACCAGCGUAUCGCACAACGUCAUUACUACGUCAUCACAAUACCAACCCACGACCACUAGCGGCAGUGUUUACGAGAAGAAACCAACGUCUGUUACGUCACAAACCACGUCACAAUCCCAUCAUGACGUAGACAGUGGACGAGGCGACAGCGAUCAAGAUGUUUGCGUUAGUGACGUCACAUUCGAACGAGGUUACGUAACAAACACCCAGCCACGUGAUCACGUUAACCGUUGUGACGAACAAUGCCUAUUGUAUGGUCAUAGUGACGCGUGUUGGAUGCCUGUCAACGAACAAGACAUGAUCCAUGAUUACCCAAACACCUCAAGCCCCUUCGACAAACCAUCUUACCCCCCAACCAACUUGCCCCCGAUACCGGAGAAGUCACCCAUCCAAAGUUAUUGGUCCCACAGUGGGUCAGGUUCGAACCUUAGCUCGAUAUACUCAACCAAACCAAGCUUCCCACGAGAGGAAUACGCAAGACACUUAACUACGAGCUUUAGAAUUAAUUCAUCAACCGACAGUAAUACGACUGGUUACGUCACAGAGCAUGACGUAUUAUAAGUUCAUUGUUACGUCACGUAUUUAUUUCCCGCCCACUGUGUCUUCAAUAAAAUCUUUUACACCACC
Molecule: messenger RNA, 3299 nt
Organism: Ciona intestinalis (vase tunicate)
Lineage: Eukaryota; Metazoa; Chordata; Ascidiacea; Phlebobranchia; Cionidae
Source: RefSeq, a predicted model, not a curated record